UCUUCCAACGGUGAUCGAGGUCGUCAACGUGUUCGUUCACAUUCGCGUCCCCGUUCCUAUUCUCGUAGUAGAACACGUAGUCGAAGUGCCACCAAGCGUUCACGUACUUCUAAAAGACAUAGACGUCGUUCAUUCUCCCGAAGUUCCUCAAGUCGAAGUCUUUCCAGGAGUAGAGAUAGAAAGAGGAGGUCAAAAAGCCCUAUUCGUGAUAGAAGUCGUGGAAGAAGAAGAGUUAGCCGAACCUGAUCCUAGCCACGUAUUAGGAGUCUUCAAUCUAAGUCUUAGAACCACAGAGAAAGACUUACAAGCUAUCUUCGAACGUUACGGACGAGUUAAGCAAGUUACUAUUGUUUAUGAUCAUCGGAGCGACCGUUCCCGUGGGUUUGGAUUUGUUUACAUGAAUUCAGUUGAAGAGGCAUCAGUUGCUAAAGAAAAAACUAACGGAAUGGAAAUUAAUGGUCGAAAUAUGCGUGUAGAUUAUUCACUGACCCAGAGGCCGCAUACGCCCACUCCGGGAGAAUAUAUGGGAGACAGACCGCGUUAUCGUGGCAACACCGUUAUAGAAGGAGAACGCCUUCACGUUCCAGGAGCCGAAGCUGGUCAAGGGACAGAAGGAGAUCGCGCAGUCGUAGUUAUUCAUAUCGAAGAAGAUCUUAUAGUCGUUCUAGAAAAUCUCGAAGCUAUUCUCGUUGAAUUGGUUAGUGUGAAAAUAUAUUGUAUAAAGUGA
This is a messenger RNA of Acaulospora colombiana, 727 nucleotides long. The record is from the annotation of a GenBank genome assembly. Lineage: Eukaryota; Fungi; Glomeromycota; Glomeromycetes; Diversisporales; Acaulosporaceae.